Molecule: messenger RNA, 1335 nt
Organism: Lolium rigidum
Lineage: Eukaryota; Viridiplantae; Streptophyta; Magnoliopsida; Poales; Poaceae
Product: probable xyloglucan galactosyltransferase GT19
Exons: 1
Coding region: 1-1335 (444 amino acids)
Molecular function (GO): glycosyltransferase activity
Source: RefSeq, a predicted model, not a curated record
AUGUCGCGCCGUCUCCUCUUCUUCCUCCUGAUCAUCAUCGCCUCCGCCACAGCGGCCACGCCGGACCCGGACGCGUGCGCCGGCCGCCGCGUCCACAUCCGCCAGCUCCCAGCCCGCUUCAACACGGACCUCCUCCGGCACUGCGACACCGCCUUCCCGCUGGCCGACCACCCCUCCGCCACCCCCUCCUGCUCCUCGCUCGCCAACCACGGCCUCGGCCCGCGCACCCACAACCGCACCCGGUCAUGGUACCGCACCGACGCGCGCCUCCUCGAGCCCUUCUUCCACCGCCGCCUUCUUGAUCACCGCUGCCUCGUCGACGACCCUGACCGCGCCGAUGCCGUCUUCCUCCCCUACUACGCCGCGCUGGACGCGCUCCCCUUCGUCCUCGAGCCAGCCAUGCUCAACUUCUCCGGCGUCCACGGCGUGCCCCUGGCGCAGUUCCUGGCCGGCGACCGCCCGCGCGUCCUCGCGCGCCGCCACGGGCACGACCACUUCCUCGUCCUCGCCGGCCCCGCCUGGGACUACUCGCAGCCGCCGGACACCGACCCGAGGCUCUGGGGCAGCACCUCCUUGCUCCGCCGCCCGGAGUUCGACAACUUCACCUUCCUCACCAUCGAGUCCCGCGCGUGGCCGUGGCAGGAGCACGCCGUGCCGCACCCGACGUCCUUCCACCCGUCCUCCCUCCCGCGUCUCCGCGCCUGGAUCGCCCGCGCGCGCCGCUCCCGCCGCCCGACGCUCAUGCUCUACGCCGGCACCGUGUCCAAGCCGUCCCGGCCCAACAUCCGCGGCUCCAUCCUCGCCGAGUGCGCCAACCGCACCCUCGACGUCUGCAACCUUGUCGACUGCUCCGGCGCGUGCGCGCUCGACCCGAUCCGCUACAUGCGGCCCAUGCUCAAGGCCAGGUUCUGCCUCCAGCCGCCGGGGGACACGCCGACGCGGCGGUCGACGUUCGACGCGAUCGUGGCCGGGUGCGUGCCGGUGUUCUUCGAGAACGCGUCGGCCAGGACGCAGUACGGGUGGCACCUGCCCCCCGGGACGUACGACGAGUUCUCGGUCACCAUACCCAAGGACGCGGUGGUGCUGGGCGGAGUGCAGAUCGUGGAGACCCUGGCGGCCGUGCCGGAGGAGGAGGUGGCGAGGAUGCGGGAACGGUUGCUGGACCUGGCACCCAGGGUGGUUUACCGCCGGCACGGCAGCGAGGAGAUGGGCAUGGACGCGGUGGACAUCGCUGUGGAGGGCGCCUUGCGAAGGAUACGGAGGCGCGUGCGCGCGCUGGAGGACGGCCGGCCGGAGGCCUUGUACUCGCUGGACGACGACGACCAAGUGAUCUAG